This is a messenger RNA of Lecanosticta acicola, 285 nucleotides long. The record is from the annotation of a GenBank genome assembly. Lineage: Eukaryota; Fungi; Ascomycota; Dothideomycetes; Mycosphaerellales; Mycosphaerellaceae.
AUGCAGUGCAAUGAUGGAGGCUGGGCAGCCUUUGACGCAGACAACGAUAGGCCGUAUCUCAACAGAAAUCUCUUCUCGGACAUGGAUAGCUUGUGCGAUCCUUCAACAGCGGACAUUGUCGGUCAAGAUCUCCAGACGUGGAGUCUUUUUCUGAUGGCUGCGCAGGACACCGGCUGUGCAGUGGAGAUGAGAUCUCUUAUGAAGGAAAUCCAAGUCGCCUACAGACGCGGUAUCGACUUCGUCGUGCAAAGGCAAGAGCCCAACGGCGCUUGGUAUGGUAGAUGA